Messenger RNA from Hymenoscyphus albidus, 1152 nucleotides. The record is from the annotation of a GenBank genome assembly. NCBI's taxonomy places the organism in Eukaryota, Fungi, Ascomycota, Leotiomycetes, Helotiales, Helotiaceae.
AUGGACGGGAGCAACUAUCACCCGCCGUGGUUGCCUAUCGAGGAUCUCAACCCUGACUUCGACUGGAACCUGCCAUUGGAGGGCGACGACUUGGAUCCGUGAGUCUUUUUUUUAACAUGCUAAUUGGAGGGCGACAUCUCCAGCAAAACCCAAAUGGUACCGAGUCCACCUGCAGCCGCGGAGCACGAUGUGACACAGUUUGGUGAUCUCGAGAGAUUUGCAGAGAAAAACGGGCCUCUACUAUUAGGUUCCGACUCCAGAGAAAAAGGGCCAUUGGAAACCCUUCGGAUGACAAAUCCUCGAAGCAAGGUCACCAAAGAAAGACGACCCAAACCCAGACUUCCUUGCGAUCAUCCGGGAUGCACCCAAACAUUCCCACGAAAGUAUGAGCUCGAUAGACACCGACAAAAUUUCCACCAGCGCCAUUCUAUUUGGCUUUGUCCAGUAUAUGAUUGCAGGCGUGCCGCCAAUCCACUUCCAAGAGCAGAUAAACUAUGGGAGCAUUACCGCAAGGAGCAUGGAGAUGCGGACCAAUUCCACUGUUUUUUCAAGGACUGUAGAGCCGGGCCUUUUGCUAAGGAUGAAUUGAAAGACCAUCUUAACCAGCAACAAACAGAACAAUCCCAUAGAGAAUCCUAUUUGGAAGAUAUUCUCAAGGCGCUGAAAGCUUUCGGCUGGCGUCAAACGCCUAUUGGAUAUGGCAACUACCUCAUUGAUGACAUUGAUACAUGCCCUCUUGCGUUCUUAGGGUGUGCUCACCGAGGAUCUCCGAAUGGAGGACAGAUGACUGAUCACUUAAAACCCCAUGAUUUGCGGGAGCAGUCGAGAGGUUAUUUGGCAAUUAUAAAAGCGAGCGAAUGGGGGGUUCGGGGAUGGAUCGGGAAAUCGACAUGCCCAAGUUGUGAUUGGGCCAAAGCCAAUGGUUUUUUAGAGUCCUUCUUAGAUCAUCUCCAAAACCACUCAGAUGAUAAAAUUUUAGCCAUGAUGGUGAUGCUCUCGGAGAUGUUGGCACCUUGGCUUUCUGGGAAACAAAAAACAUGGGAUUCUUGGCAGCCAUUCAUCGAGAAACCAAGGACGCAUCUCAGCGAGGACGACAAGGAGAAAAUCAGAGGUAUCAUGGAAGAUGUGACAUACAAUGACUCAGGCAGCUAG